Molecule: messenger RNA, 468 nt
Organism: Penaeus chinensis
Lineage: Eukaryota; Metazoa; Arthropoda; Malacostraca; Decapoda; Penaeidae
Exons: 4
Coding region: 21-386 (121 amino acids)
Source: RefSeq, a predicted model, not a curated record
GCCAAUGAAAACUUCAGACAAUGACGUCAGAGUUUUCUGACCAAUCAAAAAUCGUUUUUUCGGAAAGCCCUGCCCUUGUCCAUGAAAAACGUUCAGUGUGUAACUGUCCGGUGGCCAACCUCCGUGGUCCCUGGGCUCCCGAAAAAAUGUGCGACGGUAAAUUAGGUCUGAUCAUUGCAACGUCGAUGUUGAGCGUCGUUGCAGUAGGCCUAGGAGUCGGGGUAGGCCUCCUCCUCAACAAGAGUUUCCACGACGAUGAGACGAUUCGUCAGCUGCGGGAAGAGAGUGUCAGCACCUCACUAGCGGUACGUGUCAGCCGGAUUUCUUGCCUCCGCGGUUAUUAUUAUUAUUAUUUUUUUUGUGCCAGGGUAAAAAAAGGGUGUUAAUCCUACCCCGCCUUUUGUUUUUUGAGGCGUUUCUGUACCUGUGAGGCUUUUUAUUUUUAAUGUGGAAUUUUGAUGUUAUGGG